Messenger RNA from Quercus robur (English oak), 721 nucleotides. Its product is annotated as histone H2AX-like. Gene Ontology annotation, cellular component: nucleosome. Bases 94 to 516 code for a protein of 140 amino acids. The transcript is spliced from 2 exons. The record is from RefSeq and is a predicted model, not a curated record. Lineage: Eukaryota; Viridiplantae; Streptophyta; Magnoliopsida; Fagales; Fagaceae. Gene Ontology annotation, molecular function: structural constituent of chromatin; protein heterodimerization activity; DNA binding.
CACCCUCAAACCCUUAUAUUAUCAUCAUCAGACCCAAACAAAAAAAAUCACAUUCAUUUUUUUCUCCGAUCAGGAAAACCAAAGUGCAAAACCAUGAGUUCCACAGGAGCUUCAACCAAGGGUGGCCGAGGCAAACCAAAGUCCUCGAAGUCUGUUUCUCGGUCACAGAAAGCUGGGCUUCAAUUCCCUGUGGGUCGUAUCGCCCGGUUCUUAAAAGCUGGCAAGUACGCCGAGCGUGUCGGUGCCGGAGCUCCGGUUUACCUCUCCGCCGUGCUCGAAUACCUUGCUGCUGAGGUUCUUGAGCUAGCUGGCAAUGCUGCUAGAGACAACAAGAAGAAUCGUAUUGUUCCAAGACACAUACAACUUGCUGUGCGAAAUGAUGAGGAGUUGAGCAAGCUUUUGGGAACGGUCACCAUUGCUAAUGGAGGUGUCUUGCCCAAUAUUCAUCAGAAUUUGUUGCCUAAGAAGAUUGGUAAAGGGAAAGGUGAUAUUGGAUCAGCAUCGCAAGAGUUUUAGGAUUUUUUUUGGGUGAGGAAUUUGAUGUUUGAGAUUUAAGAAACGGUCGAGGAUGGGAUUUGUUGGGUGCCCAUUUGGGCUUUCUGAUCUGUUUGGUCCUUGUAAACCCUUAAUUUGGGUAUUUUUGGUGGUUGAAUAUAAAGGAUAAUAAUUUAAUGUUUUACAAUUUUCUGUGUGAAAUGAAUAUUAUAUUGUUUAAGCUGAA